ACGUUCAAGAAGGUAGCUGUGAAUCUACAUUUUUACCCUCUUCAUGUGUGCAGCAUUAUUAUUAUCAUUUUUAUUUUUUAGUUGAUAAUCCUGGGCUUGACUAAACUGUUGUCAUUUCAGCGUUUCCAUGGAGACUGUGGGCAAACUUCUGUCCAGCUUCUUCAAGGAGGACAAAAGCAGAUUAAGUGUUGAGGCCACACUGCUCAUGGCGGAGAUGCUGAAAAUAUUCGUCCAAGAGGCAGCCGUGCGCUCGCAGAAACAAGCCGAAAGCGAGGACUGUGACCGAGUGGACAUUGAGCACUUUGAAAAGAUCCUGCCGCAGCUGCUGCUGGACUUCUAGCUGCCACAUGAUGGCGCCAGAGUGUUUCAUGACUGGUACUUAAAAAGAAAAAAAUUGUUUUAAUUCCAAUUCUGUCAUUCCCGACUCCCCUUCCAAAAGAAGCCAAUAAACACCUCCCCCCUGCCUUGUUUUUGUUUUGAGCCGUGUGCGUGUUGCGAGCGCCCCCACCACCUGUGCUCCCCUGCGCGACAACAGGUGCUCCCAGCAUGCUCGGCGGGCGCCCCGCAUCAAAGCCUGCCGGAGCAGUUGGAAGCAAUUAGAGUAAUAAGGGGAGCAGCUAGUCUCUUAGAUGAUGACAAGUGCCAGGAACCCAAAAAAAGGAAAAGACGUACCCCCUCUAGCCACUUUGAAGUUCCCUUUUGCUGUCCUGCGAUGUUUAGUUAGAGGUGGAGGGAAGGCCAAAGGGGAGCUCUGGCGCAGGGGGAAAGUUGAACGCGUGUGUGUGUAUACGUGUUGGCCAAACACGGCCCGAGAGACCACACGCAUAGACAUUCUGUUUGAAGGGAAACAUAACAAAACACAGUGCAACACGGUCCAAAGAGGUGCAGGGUGUCAUUGUGAAGGUAAAUAAACACCAAACAAA
Molecule: messenger RNA, 923 nt
Organism: Phyllopteryx taeniolatus (common seadragon)
Lineage: Eukaryota; Metazoa; Chordata; Actinopteri; Syngnathiformes; Syngnathidae
Gene: cenpx
Product: centromere protein X
Exons: 5
Coding region: 128-340 (70 amino acids)
Biological process (GO): kinetochore assembly; resolution of meiotic recombination intermediates; replication fork processing
Cellular component (GO): FANCM-MHF complex; Fanconi anaemia nuclear complex
Molecular function (GO): protein heterodimerization activity
Source: RefSeq, a predicted model, not a curated record